Messenger RNA from Pelobates cultripes (western spadefoot toad), 20367 nucleotides. The record is from the annotation of a GenBank genome assembly. NCBI's taxonomy places the organism in Eukaryota, Metazoa, Chordata, Amphibia, Anura, Pelobatidae.
AUGAUCAAAGCAUAUUCCAAUGAUCCUCCCAAAGUAAGUCUAAUACAUUGAAAUAGAGUUUGAAAAGAAAGAACACUUUUUUAUUUUUACAGGACAUGCCUUUUAUACCCUGACACCAUUCAAGCUAAUUUAAAGGCAUUCUAUAGUGCCAGGAAAACAAAGCUGUUAUCCUGGCACUAUAGAAUACUAUUGGGACCCGUCCCUCCCGCCCCCCCUACCGCGGCGCUUCAGUCACUUUCCUAAAUUUAGCGCCGAUGUCCCUUGGUGCUGGGUCAGGCUAUGCCCACGCCCCUCUCUCGCCGACAUUGGCCGGCGCAGGAGACCUAAUGCACAUGCGCAGCAAUGGCUGCUCUCGCAUUAAGAUUUCCCUAUGGGGAUUCCGGUGAUUCUGGAAGUCCGCAUGCAGAAUGUGAGGACGAACAGCGUCAUUUAGAUGGCCAAAAGUCACCUAAGCACUCAGAAGUCCCUCUAGUGGCUGUCUGGUAGAAACCACUAGGGGGGGAGAUAACCCUGCAAGGUAAUUGUUGCAGUUUCUAAGAACAAUAGGGAUAAGGGACAGGGGACAUUGCACCCAGACCUCUUCAAUGAGCUGAAGUGGUCUGAGUGCCUACAGUGUCCUUUUGAUAGUUUGCUGGUGAUAUUUGUUCCUGAAAUCAAGAGAGGUGAUACAAAUUACCAACUAGAUUUCCAAAAGUUUGCCGACACCUCUGUCAGCUAAAUAGUUGAAGGCACGCGCUUUUCUUAAUCUCCCACAAAGCAUUUUUCAAAAUUCUAAAUAGAAAAAAUGUAUGUAUUUUUUGUUUUGUUUUUAAGACUGCUUUUUUCCGAUUCUAAACCUUUUAAUUCAGUAAUGUCUAUAAUUCAGUCUGCCUGCAAGGAAGCACUGUAGUGUGCCUAGUGCCUUUCCCCCCAGAUGCAACCAUUCCGCUGCUGUAUUUUGAGCCAUAAAGGCUCUCGUAUACUGAAAGAGAAACAAAGUGAACUGGAUUUAUAGUCCCUGCAUGUUAUGUACAAGGAUUGCCUGGAACUGACUUAAUAAUACUUUAAUAUCUGGGUAAAAAUCAUUGAUUGAGAUCAAUAAAAACUAAACAUAGUCCACGUGUAUCUUGGGUUGUAAGUAGUUUAUUUCCUAGAAUGAGGUUAAUUAAUCCUAUAUUUCUCCAUACAGUUUAAUCAGCUAUCUGACUAUUCUUAUUACUGUUACAGAAUGCCAAACAUAUUGCUGCUGUCCGGAAAAAACUUAAAGGCAGCGAGAAAAAAAUAACCAGGUUGCGCAGUCGAAUCCAGGCUCUUAUAAAAGGUAAACGUUCUGUCUUCGUAUGUAGUUUGAAAGAACAUUAAUGGGUAACAAUGAACACGUAUUUUAUAUUUUUGAGAGUUCUACUUUUUAGAGUUUGGCUGUAUGUCUGGGCCAUGAGAUAUUCUGGUUGCCGACUGUUUUUAUAUAUAGUGAUCCAUAAGUCACCUGUGGAGGUACAGCAUCCCGGGAUGUGACUAAACUUUAAAGAAACAAUCCGAGCACCAUAACCACUACAGGCCAUUAUUGUUACUGUGCCAGUAGUGCCCUGGUGGCUGCUUUCUAAGGAGUCAGAUUGUAUUAGAAUGGCUCCACAAGGCUUGCUCCGGGCUGAGAUCAGGAGAGCUAAGAGAAGUUCCUGUUUUGGAGCGUCCGGCUCUCCGUCGCAGGUAGCCAAAGCAGGGAGCAGCACCUGACGUCUUAACCCAUAAAACACCUUCACCUGCUCUUGAUAUUCCAAUUAUCUCCAAUUUUUAUUUUUCACAGUUUAGCAAUGAUCUGUCUUCUCCUCCUCUUUAUUUCCUCAGUCUCCCUCAGUAUAAAAAUCUCUCCUUACACCCACUUUACUCAUCCCCCCAUCCACAUUUACAUAUGCCCUUCUCUGCUACAUUCCCCCCUUCUCUCAUUUCAUGCCUUAUUUUUCUACUCUCUCACUCCAACCCACAAUCGAUCUCAUCCUAGACCCCAUGCAUACAAAACCCAUUCACACCUCCUGUCACUUUCUCUCCUCCUACUUCUAGCAGCUGGUGAUGUCUCUCCCAAUCCAGGGCCCUUCAUCUUCUCUACACACACUAAGACAACCAGAAACCCCACAAACCUCAUCACAAUACCCUGCCCUUUACCCUCACUUACCAAAAUUAAUUGUGCACUCUGGAAUGCCCGCUCCAUCUGCAGUAAUUUAAAAUCAACAACCAUACACGACUUUUUCAUCUCAAACUCACUCACACUGCUUGCACUUACAGAGACCUGGCUGUCCCCCUCUGAUAGCGCUACUCCUGCCUCUUUAUGUUUUGGUGGGCUACAAUUCUCUCACACUCCCCCUCAAUGUACCUUUUCAACCAAUCAUAACUCCCCCUGCCCUAUCCUUUUCUUCUUUGAAGUUCACACUGUCCGCCUAUUUAAACCCACUCCUUUAAGAAUUGCUAUCAUCUACCACCCCCUCGGUUAUCCUAGACUAUUCAUUGAGGACUUUUCUUCCUGGCUUCCCCACUUCCUCUGAUCUAGCACUCCUUCCCUUAUAUAUGGGAAUUUCAAUAAACAACCCCAACUCGUCUGCUCUCUGUAACCUCCUCCUUAAGCCAUACGCAAUGGUCCAAUUUAGCAACCCAUACAGCAAGAAACACUCUUGAUCUUGCCUUCACCAACCUUUAUAUUGCCUCUAAUCUCUCCAAUAUUCCUUUUCCUCUAUCUGACCACCAUCUGCUGACUUUUGACAUUGGCAUACCUAAGACCCAAUUGACACCACCGUCUGAACAUCACUCUCACAGAAACCUCCAAUGUCUUGACCUAGAUCAUUUCUCCACUAAUCUCCAAACUCUCCUUUUACCUAUCUCAAACCUCACCUGUCCUAGUUCUGCAACCUCCUUCUACAAUUCCACCCUCUCCUCUCAACUAAACAUCAUGGCACCUUGUACAUUUAAACACCGCAGGCCCCCCCAACAGCCACCCUGGCACACCAAGCUCACUCAAUACCUCCAAAAAUGCUCCAGAACUGCUGAACGCGGUUGGAGAAAGUCUCACUGUGCAUCUGACUUUCUCCACUAUAAAUUUAUGCUGAGCUCAUACAGCUUUCACACAUUUAACUCUCUUGUUCACCCUGCUGUUCCUCCUCCACUUACUAACUUGACCGCCUCAGACUUUGCAACUCACUUCACUGACAAGAUCUCUACAAUCAGAGAAGAGAUCUCUCAUCUUUCUUCUUCCCCUUACAAUACUUCCCUUAACUUUACUCCCUCUGCUGUUCCAUGUUCAUUCGAACCCGCUAUAUUGGAAGAUGUUUCUGCUCUGCUCCAGCCCUCCCGCCCCACCACCUGCUCCCUAGAUCCAAUUCCCUCGCAUCUCAUCCGUACUCUGUCUUCUUCUCUUUCUCCACCUCUCACUAAAAUUGUCAAUCUUUCUCUCUCCUCUGGUAUAUUUCCAUUGCCCUUCAAACAUGCAACUGUGACCCCAAUUCUAAAGAAAACCCAAUCUUGACCCUAACUCCCCAACUACUGCCUUUUGCCUCCAAGAUCCUUGAAAAAAUUGUGUAUGCGAGAUUGACAGACUUCCUCGAGUCUAACUCUCUGCUAAACCCGCUUCAGUCUGGUUUCCACGCUAGGCACUCUGUGGAAACGGCACUGACCAAAGUAUCCAAUGAUCUACUCGCUGCAAAAUCUCGUGGUCACUACUCUAUCCUAAUUCUCCUUGACCUGUCUGCGGCUUUUGACACUGUUGAUCAUCAACAACUUCUUCUCAUCCUAAGCAAUAUCGGUCUACAAGAUACUGCUCUCUCCUGGUGCUCCUCCUACCUCUACCAGCGCUCUUUCAGUGUUUCCCCUACUGUUCUCCAUCUAUACUGCCUCCCUUGGUAAACUCAUUAGCUACUUUGGCUUCCAAUAUAAUUUCUAUGCAGAUGACACGCAAAUCUACCUGUCCUCUCCUGAUCUCUCCUCGUCCCUCUUGACUAGUAUCUCUGACUGCCUCUCUGCGGUUUCUAACUGGAUGGCUGCCCACUUCCUUAAACUAAACUUGACCAAAACUGAAUUCUCGUCUUUCCUCCCUCAAGUGUUGUUACUCCUGUGUCUGUCUCCCUCCAAGUCAACGGUGCUACCAUCAGUUCCACCACGCAGGCUCGCUGUCUAGGUGUUCUCUUUGACUCUGACCCCCCCUUAAGCCUCAUGUUCAAUCUAUCGCCAAAUCCUGUCAUUUCCAUCUCUAAAACAUUGCGCGCAUCCGCCCCUACUUAACGCCAGAUGCGACUACGGUGUUGGCCCAUUCCACUGUCCUUUCUUGCCUUGACUACUGUAAUCCGCUUCCCAGUUUUUUUACGUGCUCCCAACUUGUGCCGUUACAAUGCGGCGGCGAGGCUCAUCUUCCUGUCCACCCGCACCUCCCAUGCCUCACCCUUCUGUCAGUCCCUACAUUGGCUUCCUAUAAAAUAUAGAGCUCAAUUUAAAAUUCUGGUUCUUUCUUUCAAAUCUCUACAUAAUGCUGCUCCCAUCUAUCUAUCCUCCCUUAUACACAAGGAUGUCCCGUCUAGGCCCUUACGAUCUGCUGAAGACUUACGUCUAUCGUCUGUCCGUACUCCCACCUCUGAUGCUCGCCUUCAAGAUUUUUCGAGGGCUGCACCGUUCCUGUGGAACUCGCUUCCCUCCUCCGUUAGAUGUUCACCCAGUCUCCACUACUUCAAAAAAUUGUUAAAAACCCACUUCUUAAUAAAAGCGUAUCAAUUAAACUGUUAAUAGCUCCUGACUGAUUCCUCUUCUGCAACUGUCACUAGUCUAAUACUAUCCUUACCUUUUUGUGUCAUUUUACCCCACUCGCUCUAGCAUGUAAGCUCAUUGAGCAGGGCCCUCAACCCCUCUGUUCCUGUGUGUCCAACUUGUCUGGUUACAACUACAUGUCUGUUCGUCCACCCAUUGUAAAGCUCUGCGGAAUUUGACGGCGCUCUAUAAAUAUUAAAAUAAUAAUAAUAAUAAUAAUGGGGUGCCAGGGCAGGACUUGCACCAUAACCACUACAGCAAGCUUUAACAAUCUUACAAGGCAUCUGUACUUAUCCCAUAAAACUCUACACUCCAAGGCUUUAUGAAGAAAUGUACAGCUUUAUCUUCCAAUUACAUCGCCUUUGCACGUCCUCUUAGAAGUGGGAGGUAAAGGGAGUAAUGAGAGGGUGUAAAUACAUUUUAUUUUAUUUUAUAAAUUGAAAUAUCAUAAAGUCUAGGCUUGGAUAUAGUGGUGUUUGCUUGAUUCUCUGUUGCAUUGAGUUUAGAAUUAUUGAAGUAUUAUUAAUCACCGUGUAUAAUAUACAUUACUUACAUUAUAUCUCAAUCUUUACAGAACAACCAUCGUUACCAGCUCCGGAGACGGACAUUAAUACUGCUGUCCCUUCGCUGUUGGUGACGGAGAGACAGGAGCCAGAGCCGGCUGGGUAUUCACUUUACAUCUUUCUCAUCAAUUUUGUUAGGACCUGAAUCCAUCCCAGUUAAUACCACCAUAUCUGCUGGUUAUCAAUACGUCUGUCGUGUGUUUGUCUACGGCUGUGUACACAUUUCUUAGCAUGCGUAUCAAUCACAGAUACAUUUUAUACGGCUGCCUACAGCUUGCAUGCUUGUGUCGCCAGAUCUCCUUAUCUUUGCAGGACUCCUGUGAAUUCUGCAUUCUGCCAGGCAGAGUGUGAGAGUGCUUUGGAUGUCACACAGGAAGCACAGAAUGUAGAAUUCUAUACGGUCCAAAGACAGAAAUCGGCAACACUAGUGAGAAGUAUGCUUGGGGUGUCCUUUAAAUAAUGUCUGGUAUAUAGCAGCAAUAUUGUCUACGAUAUAAUAAUAUAGUGAUAUGACAACCAGAUAAACUAUUCUUUUCUUCCUUCUCAUAGCGAUUUUCCAAUCUUACCUUUGAAACCAAUUACCCUACCGGAUGUGGAACAUGACUUUGAGACGCCUAGUCAGACAUUCUUAGAUGACAUUCAGCAUGAAAUUUCAGCUUAUGUUAAGAUCCAGAAUAUACUGGCCCAGGUAAAGCUCUAACUUGCUGGAUGUUCUCUGAAGUAGUUAUGGUGCAAUGAGUCUGUGGGUAUUAACUCACUUUUUGUUGUUAAACCAUUUGGGAGCAUUUUGAUAAAUGAGAGGUCUCUACCUGUCACCCAGACACCCCCCCUUGGCCAUAAUGAUAAUGUGGAAUUGACAGUUUAACGCUAUAAAUGUGUAUUCCAUCCAACCUGGACUGCUGUGAUGGAUGGGGGGUAACCCAGAGCUCUCAGCCAAUCAAUACCAUCCAGGCUUCCUAUAAUGUGCAUUGAUAAUAUAGAAGUGUUAAUUCCUAUCAUUGUGGCUGUGGAGGGGGGUAUCCAGGUACUUGGAAGAGCCUAAAUGGUCUGAUAUUAAACCAGGGAUAGCGCCAAGACACUCCAGGUACUAUAACCACUACAGCGAGCUAGAAUGGUUAGUUUGCUUCGAGUUUGCCAUUAAAGCAGCCACGUUUCAUUUCUUGAUUGUUUGAUGAAGUCUGGGUUUAGUAAAUAAAUUAGACCUUCUAAUGGUUUAUCAAGGCUAACAGUCACUUUCCAGAACUUUUAAUAUUAUGGUAACUUAAAUAAAAAGGGUCUUGGCUGCAAAAUACUAAUAAAUGGGACAUAAAUCACUUAAAGUGUCAGUGCAAUAAGGCAGGUAUAUUCUCAUAGAAAACAAAGUGAGAGAAAUAAAUGCAAAUGUAGUGUAGUAAGAUUUAAGUGUUAAAUCGUUCUCGAAUGUCUGCCAUUAAGGUCUCUCCUUUCCUACGUGGAGUAAUACGGGAACAUUAGCGCAAGUAGUGAAAAGCCGGCAGUGGCUGGAUUAGAGCGUCAGCUAACACUCUCAGCCAAUCAUGAAUAAAGGAUAUUAGCUAACGAUGGGCAGCUGACUCUCUCAGCCAAUCACUGACCCUUCUCACUGCUCACACAACUUCUGCUUUAACCUGAGCUGAGCAGACAGAGACCGGAGUCACAUCUUUAGUGUUAAACCGGAUAGAACAGGUUAACACUUAUAUAUGUAACACUGGGCCUCCACACACCAUAACAACUUCAAUGAAAUAAUGCCAUGCUACACAAACUUAAACCCAUGGAAUCAAACUCCCACUACUCUUGGGCGGCAGCAGUGGCUAUAGUAUUCAUCAGCCCAAAUACACAGAACAAAUAAAAAGUUAUCUGCGCUAUCCUGUUUGAGCAUUUUUCUUGCAAAGUGCCUUUUGUUUUCUAAUUGUAUUUGUUUCUGCUUUUUCAGCGCGCCAGACGUCAGAUACCUGAUGCUGUUGAGCAGAAAGUAGAUCAACUUCCAGGUACAUUAAAACAUUGUGUGCGUGAUUGCUAUAUACAGUAUUUCACAAAAGUGAGUACACCCCUCACAUUUUUGUAAAUAUUUUAUUAUAUCUUUUCAUGUGACAACACUGAAGAAAUGCCACUCUGCCACAAUGUAAAGUAGUAAGUGUACAGCCUGUAUAACAGUAGAUUUGCUGUCCCCUCCAAAUAACUCAACACACAGCCAUUAAUGUCUAAACCGUUGGCAACAAAAGUAAGUAAACCCCUAAGUGGAAAUGUCCAAAUUAUGCCCAAAGUGUCAAUAUUUUGUGUGACCACCAUUAUUUUCCAGCACUGCCUUAACCCUCAUGGGCAUGGAGUUCACCAGAGCUUCACAGAUUGUCACUGGAGUCCUCUUCCACUCCUCCAUGACGACAUCACGGAGCUGGUGGAUGUUAGAGACCUUGCGCUCCCCCACCUUCCGUUUGAGGAUGCAUUAGGAUUAACAUACCCUCUGUGACAAACUCCCCUUCCCAUGUUAGUUUGCCACGAGCUCCUGGAGGAGCUUGCCAGCUAGCCUCCUGCCCAUAGACUAUAUGGGCCCUGCAGGGAAACCUGUAAAAGACUACCGAAGUUGACUGACCGUUAGCACUGAUUUCAUGGAACUGUUUUGGGCAUGGGACCAUGCGUGCCGUCGUUCAAAACUAUGACUUCCAGGAAAUUUUGUGGGGUUUCCAUGGGUUUUGGGGGUAGUUUCGGGGUACUGUUAAAAAGUAUGUUUUUCUAUGAUUGGAGAUAAUUGAAUCAGGAACUGUACUAAGAUAAUCCAAUUAUCUCCCAGACACAGAGGAGGGAUUAUUUUAUUUGUGUAUGGGAGUGUCCUGGACCUGAGAGCCAAUGUCAUUGUGUGGUUGUUUUUACGGUAGUCUCAUCUCAGGUCCAGGGGGCAGUGCCCCUUGCAUGGGGACCUGCAUAUAAGUCCAGUUGAGACUGCCAAUAAAUGAGUACCUGCCUAUCACCAACAUAGAGUCUCAUGUCAUGUGUGGGGGGGAGGCAGGUCUCUCUGCUCUGGGGAUUGCUAUAUCACAAUACUCCCCAGGGCUAUAAUCACUAGUUCUUGCAAGAGCUACACUGCUAUACCUACUAUACUCUCGUGGAGGAGAGGUCUUCGCACUGGGAGCUGGAUCCAGGAGUUGGUCCAGGGUGAGAAGGGACGGCGAGACCCCAGCCAAGCUACGGCAGCUUUAGAGCCAUGGUGCUUAUGGUGUCCAGUGCAGUGUUGAUGGUACUCAGCGACGGCUAGGAAGCAACAAUUUGCAGAGAAACCCAGUCGGGGUGCCAUGUGGUCCAUCACAGAUGCUGAGCAUGUGCACUCAAUUUCUUUGUUCGCCCAUGGCGAGGCCUGUUCUGAGUGCAACUUGUCCUGUGUACCCGCUGUAUGGUCUUGCCCACCAUGCUGCAGCUCAGUUUCAGGGUCUUGGUAAUCUUCUUAAAGCCUAGGCCAUCUUUAUGUAGAGCAACAAUUCUUUAUUUCAGAUCCUCAGAGAGUUCUUUGUCAUGAGGUGCCAUGUUGAACCUCCAGUGACCAGUAUGAAAGAGUGUGAGAGCGAUAACACCAAAUUUAACACACCUGCUCCCCAUUCACUCCUGAGACCUGGUAACACUAACGAUUCACAUGACACCAUGGAGGGAAAAUGGCUAAUUGGGCCCAAUUUGUACUCACUUUUGUUGCCAACGGUUUAGACAUUAAUGGCUGUGUGUUGAGUUAUUUUGAGGGGACAGUACAUUUACCCUGUUAUACAGGCUGUACACUUACUACUUUACAUUGUAGCAGAGUGGCAUUUAUUCAGUGUUGUCACAUGAGAAGAUAUAAUAAAAUAUUUACAAAAUUGUGAGGGGUGUACUCACUUUUGUGACAUACUGUAUAUAUGUCAGUGUAUAUCUAUUGAUUUCCAUGGAGACUGAACCAGUUCUAGCAUUUUAUAAAAGCUCUCUGUAUUUUGUAACUUGGUAUAAUAUCCUCCCGCAGUCUGGUAAGAGCGACCUGUUCUAUUCCAGUUGGUGUUACAUUCUCUAUAACGCUGCUUUGAUACUUGUCCCCUAUCUCCACUUCUCUAUUUGGGAAGCACUGUGACAGUUCCCCUAGCAGAACGUUCCUUCUCUUCUGACACCCUCAUGGCGGCUUCAUUGCCGGCACAUUGCAGAGAGAACGAAGGGGCACAAACUGUCAUAUUACUGUUACUCUCUCCAUAAUUAGUGCUUCAUUCUGCUAUUCUGGCAUUCAAUCGUGUCAGAGUUAUAGCUUAAAGAGCUCCUGUGCUAUAUUGUAUGGGGCAGUCCGCAGUUUGUCAUUUAAUUAAAUUAUAUACAUUUUAGUAAAACAAAGAGAAGAUACGAGAAUACUGAGAACAGGCAACGCUUAAUAACUCAUCCUUCAGUCAGCCCUGGCCCAUGUCUCAGAAGAUCCAUUACAGGGAGGACUAUGGACCCUUGUAUAUCCAGACAAGAGGGAUCAAGAUCACAAAUAUUCUCUCUGCAAGAUUGUCUGGGGUUGCUGUAUGUCUCGUGCAGAGGGAGCAGAUCUGGCUGCCCUUGUGGGUUGGAUCAGUCUGAUAUACGACUACCUAAUGUGAUGUAUGAGACCUGAAUGUGGACCCAUCACUGAGUUCCGGUCAAUUCUUAUCGUUCUCAUAAACUCUUGUUUAUGGCUUAUAAUUAAAUUCUAACUCCAAGCAUCAUAACACCUAUAGCCCUGUGUAAUGGUAAUGAUGCUAGGAGUACCCUGGCCCAGUUCACCAGUAAUGGGCAAACCAUUUUGCAAUGAUUUGCCCUAUUACCAGGGUUCUGCCAGGCGCAGAGCUUCAGAAGCCAGGCGCCAAUACCACUAGUCAUUCAGUGACUGAGAAUGUCAACUGAGCUCUCUCAGCCAAAGAAUGACCCUCUGUGCGUGGAAUAUGCACAGAAUUCACAUUAUCUGGCACAGAACUCUCAUUCCAGACUGGCUAACGACACUCAUCUAAAUAUCUCUGUAUGUACAGACUCCAAGUACCAUGACCACUUCAAAUCACUGAGCUGGUCAUGGUGAUUGGUGGAACCCCUUAACAUUUAGAUUUCGAUAGUUCGAUUGUUUCCUAAGUUAAUAUUUUCAGAAAGGUAGCUCCCCUUUUAUAUAUUUCCAGACACCUGUAAUGAGUCUUUCCUAACCCCCGUACCACCUUAUGUGUCUCCCCAUACAGGGGGACUGCCUCCUACCCAUAAUCCACUCCUGUCUGAUAGCAGAAUGUAUCUGGAGGUUCAGCCAAUCUUAAUGUUCCCAUUAUUUAUAAUGACAAUGCUGAGCAUUUCCCAUAAACUCAGCAGGUGUGUCUAGUUCAGCACUUGGCAGUAGUUUCAUUCAGUAAAAGUCAAACUGUUUCUUGAGCUACGUUCUCCAGUCAUGUUUUUAAAUGGAUGGAGCUAGUGGUGGCCACUCGUGUAAACAUAACAAAUGUUCUCCCCAUGAAAUCUGUAAAAGACGUCAGAUUGCGGGGAUAGUACUAUAACCGGGGCAGCUUGGCGCUCCUUUUCUCUAAAUAUUGUAGAUAUAAGAAUCAGAAAAACAAAAGCACAGAAAGCGUAGCUUCUCACAACAAAAUAUCUGGAAGUUCACGGGUUAUUAUAAUACAUGAAGUGUCUGUUUAAAUAAAAGGUUAUGUAUUAUGUAGUCUUUCUAACCUUGAUUGAACAAUACUAUCUGUAAAAUCACAUAGUGAUCUGUCUUUCUUUUUAAUUUUCAGAGUCUCCAGAGACUCAAGACUUUCUCCAACCUGUCAGUCGCUCGUCAGCUAGUGAUAGUUUCUCCACUGUUGACCUGAACUCUUCUACAAGUGACAUCUCAUUGGAAAGUACUGGUGGGUCAUAGCAGUAAUAACUGUUGCUUUUUCAUUUUACAAUCAGGUGGAUAUUUUAGAGACUUUAAAAGAGGAAAUCAUAACGUUGUGAUCAGUUAUUGCACAUAUUUUGAAUAUGAGAUUGUAGACUUUAUUGGGCAUCAGAUCACCGACAUUAUAUAGCGUGAAAACAUGGAGAUUUAAAUAAAUAGUUCCGAGGAAGGCUGUGCCUUGUUAGUUUUACAGAAAUAUAAAUGGGUCCCAUUUAACAAUUAAAGGACCACUUUAGGCACCCAGACCACUUCAGCUCAAUGAAGUGGUCUGGGUGCCAGGUCCCUCUAGUUUUAACCCUGCAGCUGAAAACAUAGCAGUUUCAGAGAAAUUGCUAUGUUUCACUGAAGGUUAAUCCAGCCUCUAGUGGCUGUCUCAGAGGGAGCCCGGCGCUGGAUAAAGGUAAGUGGCUGAAGGGGUUUUAACCCCUUCAGCCCAACCGGGAGGGGGCCCUAAAGGGUGGGGGGGACCUAAUGACCCUAUAGUGCCAGGAAAACGAGUUUGUUUUCCUGGCACUAUGGUACUCCUUUAACUAAAUACAGCGUAUUAAAGAAAUACACCAGGCCCUAUAACAACUACAGAUAUAGGAUUUAUGGUGCCAGGAGCAUCCUUGUACCAUCUCAUUGUAAAAUGUCAAACCUUUGUUAUAUGAUGUGACAACUUACCUGCGUCCUGUAGGGAACCUGCAGCCACAUCUGCUGCAUUCAAUGUUCUCCAACCAGAGAAGUCGGAUGUCCCUAUAAAAUAAAGCAUGGCCAUUAAUGGACCAUGUUCAUUGGCUAGAGGGAGCUCAGCUGCAUGGCCCUACUUUGCUUAAUCGGGCAAUCUGCAUUCUCUUGCCAGAGAAGACUGAAUACACGGGAUGUGGUCACAGGCACCUGGCGGGACCCUGGUAAGGAGUUAAACCAAACUUGGAGUAUUCCUAGAAAUGUCCAUGAAAGACUGGAGUCGAUACAAUAUUUUCUAUAGAUCUAUCUCACUGACAUCUAUUGAAACUGGAAGGCAUGUACAUGGCGUCUUUCUGUGAUGUCAUCAAGCACGGGGGACUUCUAGCAGCUGCGAUUUUUAUUGUUUACUCUGUAUUUAUCUUUUCUUUCAGUGUUUAUACUGCUUUAUUUAAAGCUGCUCUCUCGGACUGUGUCACCUAUAAUGGCAUUACCUACUCUACUUAAUGUAACUGUCUUAUUUAUUUAUUGAGUGAUACUGUCUGCUGACAUUUCCAAAUGUUGUAUUUAUUUUGUUACUAAUUCCCGGGAUGUCCAGAGAUCUCAGAUGUUCCUACAAGUGACACCAGCUCCCAGGCAGACAACGUGAAGCUGAGUGCUUUGCAGAAACAGCUGGACAUUGAGCUGAAGGUGAAGCAGGGAGCAGAGAAUCUGAUCAAAGCUUAUUCCAAUGAUCCUCCCAAAGUAAGUCUGAUACAUUGAAAUUGAGUUUGAAAAGAAAGAACACUUUUUUAAAUUGUUGAUGGGGGAGGGGCAACUCCCAAAACGCUCUUACACCUUUUACAUGACAUGCCUUUUACACCCUCACAGGGAGGUGAUACAAAUUACCAACUAGAUUUCCCGAGAUCUCUCACAGUGAAAUAGUUGAAGGCUUUUCUUAAUCACCCCUGAAGCACUUUUCAAAUUUCUAAGUAGAAAGGAUGCAUGUUUUUUAUUGUUUUAUUUCUGAUUUUAAAGAUUAUUUUUCCAUAAUGUGUGUCUAUAAUUCAGUCUGCCUGCAAGGAAGCACUGUAGUGUGCCUAGUGCCUUUCCCCCCAGAUGCAAGCAUUCCGCUGCUGUAUUUUGAGCCAUUAAGGCUCUCGUAUACUGAAAGGGAAACAAAGUGAACUGGAUUUAUAGUCCCUGCAUGUACAAGGAUUGCCUGGAACUGACUUAAUAAUACUUUAAUAUCUGGGUAAAAAUCAUUGUUUGAGAACAAAUCCUCGUCCACAUGUAUCCUGGGUUGUAAGUAGUUAAUUUCCUAGAAUGAGGUUAAUUGAUCCUAUAUUUCUCCAUACAGUUUAAUCAGCUAUCUGACUAUUCUUACUACUGUUACAGAAUGUCCACCAUAUUGCUGCUGUCCUGGAAAAACGUCAAGACAGCGAGAAUAAAAUAGCCAGGUUGCGCAGUCGAAUCCAGGCUCUUAUAAAAGGUAAACGUUCUGUCCUCGUAUACAGUUUGAAAUAACAUUAAUGGGUAACAAUGAACACGUAUUUUAUAUUUUUGAGAGUUCUACUUUUUAGAGUUUGGCUGUGUGUCUGGGCCAUGAGAUAUUCUGGAUGCCGACUGUUUUUAUAUAUAGUGAUCCAUAAGUCACCUGUGGAGGUACAGCGUCCCGGGAUGUGACUAAACUUUAAAGAAACAAUCCGAGCACCAUAACCACUACAGGCCAGUUACUGUGCCAGUAGUGCCCUUGUGGCUGCUUUGUAAGGAGUCAGAUUGUAUUAGAACGGCUCCGCAGGGCUUGCUCCGGGCUCAGAUCAAGAGAGCUAAGAGAAGUUCCUGUUUAGGAGCGUUCGGCUCUCCGUCGCUGGUAGUGGACGCAGGGUAGCGGCACCUGACGUCUAAUAAUGGGGUGCCAGGGCAGGACUUGUACCAUAACCACAUCAAGCUUUAACUCUCUUACAAGGAGGUAUAAGAGAUCUGUACGUAUCCCAUAAAUGUCUACACUCCAAGGUUUUAUGAGGAAAUGUACAGCUGUAUCUUCCAAUUGUUUUGUCUUUGCAUUUGCUCUUAGAAGUGGGAGGUAAAGGGAGUAAUGAGAAGGUGCAAAUACAUUUUAUAUUAUUUUAUAAAUUAAAUAUCAUAAAGUCUAGGCUUGGAUAUAGUGGUGUUUGCUAGAUUCUCUGUUGCAUUGAGUUUAGAAUUAUUGAAGUAUUAUUAAUCACCGUGUAUAAUAUACAUUACUUACAUUAUAUCUCAAUCUUUACAGAACAACCAUCGUUACCAGCUCCGGAGACGGACAUUAAUACUGCUGCCCCUUCGAUGUUGGUGACGGACACACAGGAGCCAGAGCCGGCUGGGUAUUCACUUUACAUCUUUCUCAUCAAUGUUGUUAGGACCUGAAUCCAUCUCAGUUUAUACCACCAUACCUGCUGAUUAUCUAUAUGUCUGUUGUGGGGGUUAAAUAAUGUCUUGAAUAUAGCAGCAUCAUUGUCUAAGAUAUAAAGAGUAUAGUGAUAUGACAACUAGAUAAACUAUAAUUUUCUUCCUUCUGAUAGCGAUUUUCAACUCUUCUCUAUGAAACCAAUUGUCCUACCGGAUGUGGAACUUCACGUAGAGGCUGCUCCUGCUCCAAGUCAGACAUUUUUAUAUAGCAUUCUGCGUGAGAUUUCAAUUUAUAUUGAGUUCCCGGAUUUCCUGGCUCAGGUAAAGCUCUCAGAUGUGCUGGUUGUUCUUUACCUCUAAACUUCAUCAAAAAAUGAUCACUCUGUGUACAAUAACCAUUAUAGCACAGUAAUGUAGUUAUGGUGCAAUGAUUCUGUGGAUAUUAGCCCACUUAUAUUUUUGUUAGACCAUUUAGGAACUUUUGGACAAAUAAGGGCUUGGCUGGUCCACAUGUCCCCUAUGCCGACAUUGAUGGUUGAACUCGGGCUAAAUCUGGUUCUUGUAGUUCUUGUAACUCCCUGUCAAUCAUUAAUAUAACCUCCGAUAGAGAAAACAUAGCGAGAGAGUAGACAUUAGACAAUGCUUCUAUUUCUCAUCCUUUGCCAUUUCCUAAAUCAUUAAAGGUAAACAGAGAAUCUCAGGGGAAAUGCUUUUAGUGGUAUGCAUUGGUAUACAUUGCAGAUAGGUAACACAAAAAAUCCUUUUAUCAUGUAUGGUUUUCCUUUCUAGGAUUUUGGAGAAGGCCACGAAUAUACCAGCGAUAGCAAAGAAAUGAUUACAAACCCAACACCAGACGUGCGGUAUGAUUACUUACCUGUGUUACAGGAGCCUUUUAUUCUAAGUCUUUUUAUUGUGGGGGGUGUUUGGGACAAUUUAAAUAAUUUCUGAAUGUUUUCCUUUCUUGGCAGUAUUCGUCUCCGGAUUCCUCUCACCAUGGAGGACUUCAAGCUCCGCUCUGUGCUCGGUAGAGGGAGCUUCGGGAAAGUAAGUUUAAGGUGGAAUUCCAAUUCUAGUUCGAUAUAACGGAUGUCUUAACAGAUGCAGCACAAUAAUUUGUUCGUUUUAAUUUCAGGUUCUGCUGGCUAAAUACAAGGACACAGGCAAUAUGUAUGCCUUGAAAGUAAUAAGAAAAGGAGACAUAGAAUCAUCAUCAAUACUCGAUUGGUCAGUAAAUGAAGAACAAUUAAUGGUUUUUGGAAAGAAAAGGUCAUGUUUUCUGUCUUUUGUUUGUCAAUUUAUUUUGGAGAUCGGGGGAAAAUGACUUUUAACUUUUAUUUUUCCUUUCCAGCCUUCUGAUUGAGAAGCGGGUAUUUCAAGCUGUGACCAACAGGCGUCACCCAUUUCUAAUUAACAUGUUUGGCAGUUUCCACACUCAAGAUCACGCCGUUUUUGUGAUGGAAUAUGCUGCUGGGGGCGACCUAAAGACACACCUCAAGCAAGGUCCAUUUCCAGAACCCAGAGCUGUGUGAGUAUAAGCUGCAGGUCUAAUCCAAUGUUCAAAGAUAGCUAGCUCUGUGGGUUUUAGAUCGAGUGUAAACAUGAUUAGCCAUUAACAAACAUAUUAAAAAUGACUUCAUACUUUAUAACGUGAUGUAUAUCCCAUGGGCUGCUGUAUAUCUGCCUGCUGUAUGUGUCCAAUGCUGUAUCAGUGCGGUUACAUACACCGCUGUGUGCACCAACUAUAGCUUACGGUCUUGGAAGCAUCGGCAUUGGUGAAUGGAACCAGCUGUGAAUGGUAAACGACCAAUCACCAUUGUAUCAGCUGAUAAAUAACCUGCCACCAGCAGUGAGAGAGCAGAAGGAAACCUGGGAAUUAAUGCAAUAUGUCAGAACACAGAGUGACUUGGAAUAUACGGAAUUAAACCAGUUAGUAAUAAAACACUUCAUCUUCUAGAAAGUAACAGAUUUAUUUAUUAUUCCCAGAUUUUAUUCUGCCUGUGUCGUCCUGGGACUGGAGUUCUUACACCAACAGAAGAUCGUCCACCGGUAAGAUUAUAGAAAAAAACUACACAUGGUGUGUCCGUGAUAUGUGUGUUAUUGUAUUUAACCCUGUUUGUUUAUAGUAAGUUAUUCAUGUUAACCAUUUAAAUAGCCUAAAGAGUGAAUCCUAAACCUAAGUCCCUCUAGUGUUAUGUAAAAUGAAUAAAACGUAAUGUUCUGUAUUUUAAUCUAGAGACCUGAAAUUAGAGAAUAUUGUUCUAGACGAAAAAGGCUUCGCAAAGAUCACAGACUUUGGUCUUUGCAAAGAAGGUAAAUAUAAUUUUAUAAUUAAAACAUACAUUUUGAUAAAGGUAUUCUCACUUAGUGAGGUCAAAAUGUCCCGGCAAUGUCAGAGCUAGCUUUCAUAUAAACAACCUUUUAAUAUAUAAAAUGAUGUGUAUAAAAUGUGUGCUUCAUUCCAAAAGAAACUCUGUAACAGUAAAAGUAUUUAUUUUUAAUUUAAAGUGUCCAUGGGGUCUUUCAGGUUAUGCGGCCCCCCUUUUAAGCUAAAAUGUUUUUACUCAGUCUCUAUCCAGGGCUGAGCAGGCAGUGUUGGAUGCACACACACAUUACACACAGCCAGCACACACACUGGGGAGGAACAGAAGGAGAUAUUACUGGGAGGGCAGAGGGUGAGACACUAUGCAUAGGGCUCCAGGUAGGCAAACCCCCAAUUAUUCUAAUUGAAACUAUUAAAGGAGAUUGGGCUACUGCUUUAGUCCUUUAUAUUUUCACACCCCUGUGGUUACCGACAUGGAGAACCGUGUCUGACAGCAUCCCAUAAACUGCUGCUGGGUAAAGGUUUAUGGAGUGAAUUCAAGCUCCACUGAAUAACAAUCUCAGCAAUAUCUAUUCAUUUAUAUUCUUAUAGGAAUAUCAGAUCCAAUACAGAAACAUGUCACCAGACGUGAGCUAACCCGUUAGCAUGUUCAAUUAAGAUUACAGAUCAGUCUAACUGAAAGUCAUUCCAAAUAGAAUUUGCUAAAACUGAAUAUCUAUCUUCAACUUAUACCCAAUUCUGUUUUCCUUAUUUCGGAGGAAUCGGAUACGGAGACACAACCGGGACCCCUUGGGGAACACCGCUUUACGCAGCUCCUGAAGUCUUAAAGGGCAAGCCGUACACAAGAGCUGUAGACUGGUGGAGCGUUGGAGUGGUCAGUUAUGCAAUGCUGUCUGGAAAGGUAAGAACAGUCUUUCAACAGGAAUUUGUAAACAGAUUUCUUUUCUGCAAAUCCAAAGAGACUCUACCAAUUUAAAGGAGCACUCCACACACCUAAAGCAUUGUAGCUUGCUGAAAUGUUUUAUUUACGCAGUGUCCAUUUUCAUUUUAUAAAACAUGCAGAUUUCAAGGUAAAUUAACCUUGUUACACAGCUCUGCUGUCAAUCAUACAAAUGGUCCUGUUACUUCCUGGUUUGUUUAGCUCAGGGGAGAUAAAGCCAAGAGGCAGCAAUGGCCCAGAGCACCUGCCUUGCAAAGACUUCUCAUUGAGCUGCAUUGGGAGGUCUGUGAUUGGACAGCCACAGAAAGUCUGGGCGGGGUUAGAAGGGGAGGGUUUGUAAACGCUGCAGUUAAGAGAUCUGUGGCUUUUGCAAGCUGUUUUUAUUUUGGUAUUGCAAUAUUAAUAUUACAUCCCAACAUUCCCCUGCAUAUUAACCCUUUCCCUUCCCAAAAUAGAUCCCCCGAGAGAUACAUUCCUAGUUGUUAUAACCCCCUCUCAAUUAACCCCUGACCCCUGGUUCCCCAAUACCCAAACACCUCCCACUCCGUGAUUUGCUUGUACCAUUCCCAGAUAGUGAAAUAAAUCUCUUUCCAAUGAAUUAUCUCUAUCUUAUGCCCCUGGUCCCUGGUUACUUAGUCCUUUGGUGACUGUUUGAUAGCUGUGUGUACAUAGUGUGUGACCCUCUGUAUACUGCUCCCUGGCUAAUACCUGUACGGUAAGAGAAUGCCCAAUAGUUUGGGCCCUAAUACAUAAAACAAGCUCAAUACUUACUUGUCGAAGUCUUCCUUAUUGAUUGUAUUUAUGUCUCUGCCAAAAAGGAAAUAAAGCCAUCAUAGCCCAUUAUACCCGAACAAAAUACAAAAAUCAAUACACCAUAUUAAAAGUAAAUAAAAACACCAGGAGAGAUAAAAUAUAAUAUAGACCUUCCAGCCCUUAGUCAAAAUGGAGAUUCCCUGCUGGUGUGCAAAUCAUUCGGCUUAUUGGAAAUUCCAGCCAAUCACAGAGCAUCCCCUGAUGAUGUAUAUUAUAACAGCGUUCGGUUCUCUUGUACAUUUCGUACAUUCAUGCACUCGCACCACACACCUUUCAUGCAUACUAAUUUAAAUAUUAUACCAUCUGUACUACUAACAUUAUAAAAACCUUAAACUAUUCAAUUAUUGCUCAGCUGUUGAUUCCUGUAGUUUACAACUUUACAAACUGAAAUCGAGUUUUUUUUAAAAAAAUUGUAUUUAUUCUCUAGUUCCCCUUCGAAAGCCUUGAUAUAGACAUGCUGACUGCGAGUAUCAUCAAAGGAAAAUUUCUAUAUCCAGAAUCUCUAUCAAGAAACGCUACUUCGAUAAUAAGACAGGUUAGUCGCCACACAUGUUUAGUGUUUAAUAAAUGUAAUAGAUUAUAUGAGCCAUGAUCAAACCGUCCAUUGACGAGGGAAAUUGAUCCUGGCGAGCUGCCAUAGGAUGAAUGAAUUCUAAGUUCUUGGAGGUUUCAGGAUUAGACCCUCUGCGUGGAGCCUUGCGUCUAAUAAGUACAGUAAUAAUUUAUGACAUCACAUCCCAACAUAUUGCACCAUUACUUUAUAUGAAUGGUUUGACACAAGUAAGAUAGUGAUAUAAAGUGUGUAGAAAAGAAUGGAGGUUCCGAUGAUCUUUAGAAGAGGGAAUGUAUCAGUUUUCUUACUUACUGGUCAUACACAUAUCUCAAUACCUUAAAUUGGAUGUAACUAUCUGUGUGUUAAUGCUGGUAAAGAAACUGUAAUAGCAGUAUUAGCUGUAUUUCAAGAAUCAAGUCACAUAAACACACUGGGCACGGAUCAGUGGAAAACACAAACUAUUUUAUUCUGCGCAGAAUUAACACAGUGUUGACUCGUGUCUAAAAUACACUGGGCCCCAGUCCGUAGUUAACAGAGCUUAUAUAUCAUAAAUGAUGUAGUUCAUACGUAAGCAAGAUAUGUAAGGGUUACUCCCAUUACUGCAGUAAUUAAUAACCAAUUAACUAUUACUUUAUUCAUUUCCUACAUUACUGCGCAUGAAUAUUCUUAGCAUUCCUGGACAUAGGUCCUGACCCUGAUCAUGUACAGCUCUUGUCCCAAUAUAUGGUCAUAUGGCUCUCAGGCAUUUCCGAGAUGGUCUGCCACCUUCGUUACUGCCCAACAUAAUACCCAAAUAGCGAGAGUAUUGAUAUCGCCACAAGUAUUUCCUAGCAGUAAACAUGUCUAGCGUUCCUGCACAUGCGCUCAGCAAAAGGGAAGUACUGCAGUUUUUAACCAUAUGUGUAUCAGAUGUUUCGUGGGCAUCCUGCAGCCUCUACAACAAAACAUUCAUUAUUACUGAGAAUUAAACCAAAACCCUGAGUAUCUGCUUAUUCAUUCUAUGACAUCCUUAAUGAUUCAUUAUUCAUUAGCCAUAAGACACUAAUAUUUAAUAUUUCCAUGACAUACAGCGCACCCACUAGCGCCCUGUAUAACAAUAUAGUUGUGGGUAGUUAGCGCAGGGUAGAUCCAGAGCCCAGUCUUUUAUUGUGAAGACAGAUAGAUUAUAACAUCAAGGGACACCUCGUGCUGCGAACACAUAAAGCACUGCCCACGUACGUACAUUGCUACCACCACACUUUCCUUUUCUUCUAUGCUGUCCCUUUAAGCAUCACUCACAUAGUGCAGGGCAGUUGGCUUGAAAGAGCCCAACACGCGGAGCGAGCAACUGGCCUGCUCCCUGUGUCAAGCUCAGUACUUCUUAAUUACCCCAUGCACUUCUUAAUUGCCAUGCCACUCCCUCGUGCCACUUGCCCUACCCACUGUCUGCUUGCACAUGUCACCUGCCCUGUCCACUCUAUCCGUGUCCAUGUCAGAUAUGAUAUUAAUCCGUCACAUGCCUCAUUCACUUGCGGGUCCAAUUAG